CAAGUGCUAGUUUAGGAACGAAAUUCAGUCUACAUCGAAAAGUUACACUGCAAUGUCUUAUUUUUAGUUUUUUUUACAAAACAAAUUUUACAAAAAAAAAGAAAUAUUUUUACCUUCUAGUCAUUUAGACCGUUCGUAAGAUGACGCAGUUUAAUUAUGGACGUUUUGCUGGAGUUUUAGAAGAAUCGGUGUCUUCCAGAAUUGCUGAACCUUCUUUAGGGAGAACCUUUUGCGAUUACGAUAGUGGAGAGUACAUCAAGAAGAAGUUUCGGACGAAAAAGAGAAUCGAUCAGUUGGGGUUUUCUGCCCGACUCAACCAUGCAGGUUUGGACAUUAAAUUGCACAACGAAGGCUGUCUGAUGACUACGGAUGAUAAUUUUGUGGCCAAGGUACGAAUCGAUAAUCCACAGCUGAUCGCACAAGCUGUCGAUUUUAGUGAGGCAAAACGAAAUCUGCUCCAACAACUGCGGGUUUCCAAAGUUCUGCAAGAUGAUUUGGCGACUGACCGAAACACAGGGCAGACUUCCGUAGAAGAGGCAAUUCAAAGAGUCCUACAACGAAUAUCGACGGACAAAAGCAAUUCAGAGAAUAUUCAAUUGUGUUAUUUAAUAAACACCCAUUCUAGUUUUAGCCAACUGUGUGAAGCGAUAAAUGCGAACAAAUCAAUGAGCACCGAAUUGCGUGCUACAGCAGUAACAUUUUUGAAACUCGAAGCUCAUAGUACUGCAAGAGAUAAGAUUCUAGCUCAGUUCAAUUAUUAUCAGGCGAUAACAUCAAGCACAGAAAUAAUCGCUCGAUUACGCGAAAUUGUAGAUGAAAACAUUAGAGACUACAGAGAGCAGCUGUUGGAAAUUGCGCCGUUCUGUUUGAGAUACUUUCUCACCAAUUGCAGCCACGAUCGAAUUCUUUUCGUUCCAAACAAAGAUGUCGCUUUAUUCUCUGAUAUGACGGGAAGUCUAGAUGAGGAAAUAUUUCAGAAACCGCUGACUCACCUUGCUGUUCGGUGGAUUAAUUCUGUGGAAAAGUUAACAGUAACAAAACCGCUUCCAGUUAAUGGAUUAUUGAAUACGACUUUUUAUCUUCUGACAAGAAGCUUGCAGGAAUUGAUUGUUGAAAUUAGUGAUCAAACAAACCACGAAAGGAAAGAGCUUCUCAUUAGUAACAGUGUUUCAGGAUGGCAUUCGAUUAAAAAAAUUACUUGGAAGUUUGAGAAUGCGUUGACAAAAUGUUUGGAGCGGGAAUAUUUCUUCGUGUUCCAGCUCUUGAAGCAUCUCGAUCUGAGUAAUGAAUGUGGAAAUUACACUCCAAACUUGAUUGAGAAACAAAAGUUCAAUUUAUCACGAGAACAACAUUUAACAUGGAGGCAACUCACGAAGUACAAUUCAAAAAAUAUAGCUGACGAAAAGUAUAUUUGGUACUGUCUACUGGGUGACGUUCUGUUUCAUACUCUACCACCGGAAUAUAAAUUUGAUUGCUUCGAAACCUUCUUCGAAGGUUACGUGGAAUUUAUGAUUGAAGCUGGUCCCGAUCAGAUGGAAAUGCUUCGUGUUAUAACGCACAGUACAGCCCGUUUUAUAGUACAAACUAUGACAUUUUUGGCAAAGGAAAAUUACUCCACGAUUGACCACCAGAUUUUGCAAAAACAGCUCGACUUAAUCAAUGCUAAAUCCGUUCAAUCGUUGCUCUCUCCAAGGAGCUUCCGAGAUUUGGUGAAUGAGUUCAACUUAUAUUGGAAACUUAGAGAAGAUAUUAUAGCUUUGAUUCCUUCUAAAAUCUGUCUUCCGGAGGUGAAGUCACUGACGAAGGUUUUGCUGGAAAUUGUUUUGGUUGCGUUGGACAAAACUAUCGCCCCGAAAGUUUUGCAAUCCUUUUUCAGCGCCUACUGUGAGCUGUUGAUAGAUUUAAAUAAAGUUCCAUUCAAUUGGUUUGUGAAAGCUUUCCCCGGAGUCAGUAUGACUAUGUUAGAGGAUUGUAAAAUAAUUGAACCAAUGAAUAACAAAUGGAUCGAAACAAAACAUAAAACUUAUCGGAUAACAGAGGUGCAAAAAUUUACCAAAGCAGUAUCAGCGCUUCUUGAGAGUUCUUUACACCCGAAGCAUUAUGUUAUUGAAGUUUUACUCACGUUGCUGUCGUGCGUUAAAAACCAGCUAACAAAAGUCCAGUGGAAAUCAGGUAUUAAACUUUCUGAAAUGGAACAAAUUUGUACGAGUACAGAACUUAUAGAUGCUGUGAGAAAAUCCUUCCUGUAUCUUAAAGAACAACCGGAUUAUGAGUCAUUUGAACUAUUUUCGGAGGAUUUAAUCGAACCUUUCACAAAUGUCAUUGAUAACAGUAGCUCUCAUGCCGACUUCACUAGUCAAAUUAAUGGAAUCAAAAAUCCAUAUUUGAGAUUUAUUCGAAGACAAAACCAAAUGGAUAUCGAUCAAGUUCUAAAGUUGUUCGAAGAAUUGAACAGCGGAUCCGACAUAGAAGUGUUAAGCUCCGCAUACCUUAAAUAUAAUGAAACUUUUCACCAGCUUUUUGAGGAUUCACUCGAUGAAUACACUUCGGCAGCAUCUCGGGUUGCCAGCAAAGUGUUAGAAAUGAAGUUCCCAAAGCCAUUUGCAAGCUGGACCAUCGAUGACAAACGAGAACGAAUACCAAAACUCCUGGCAGGGUUGGCAGUUGUUUGGUCCAUUCUCGAAUCCAAGGAUAUUUCAAGCACCGGAAAAUUUCUCACUCCUCGUUGCAGUCAAAUUCUUUGCAUACUUCGUAUGCUGAGUGUUGAUCGAGUGACGGAAGGCGUUGAAAACCAUCUUGCAGAAGUUCAGAGCGGACAGGGAAAAUCGUUGGUCUUAGCUUUGACAGCAGCUUUGUUGGCGUUGACUGGUCAUGAGCCUAGAAUUGUUUGCAGCAAUGAAAAUCUGGCAUCACGAGAUGAACACAACUUUCUGCAGUUUUUUACACUACUCAAUGUCGAAAGUUCCAUUGUUUAUGCAGCAACUCGAAUCCGUAUCGAUGAUGUAAUUGAUCGUACGGAACUGGGCAACUUGCUUAUGCAGAAGUUUCUGGGCAAAAGAGAGCAGAAACGGAGAAUAAAUUUUCUCAAAGAUAUGCGUAAUUCAGUUAUCCUAAUAGAUGAAGCAAAUAACGAAAGUAAAAUCUAUAAUCUUACUCGAAUUCUCACGAUGGUUAAGCUGCCGGGGUUGGAUUUAAUACAGGAGAAGAUUUGGAAUCUUGUAUCUUCACAAAAAGGUAACAGCAAAAUCGAUGACAUCCGAGCUGCCAUCUAUGCUUACAUCGGUUCAAAGGAAAUGAUGAGAAAGAAACAAUUUCAGGCCUUCCUUGCUAGUGAAAAGCAGACUGAGCUAAUCCUAUCUUGGUUGUUUGAUAAAAGCACUUGCAAAUCUAGUAAAGAACUGCUAGACGACAAUAUAAACGAAAUGAUUAAAUGUGCUAUUAGAGUUCACAAUUCUCCAGUGAAUGGUAAUUUCAAACUCAGUCCUAAAGGCACCAUCCUUCGCCGAUAUGUGAACAAAUACGUGAACAACGUGUACUGGAAUUACGAUAACAUUUUCAACUACUUCCGGCUGUGCAAAACCGAUUACAAGGCAAAAAUGGGAAGCGAAAUCAACUACGGUUAUUUUCUGCUACAUUGCGGCCCAUUCUCACACACAAUGCUGUUGAAAAAUUAUUCGUUGAUUCUAGGUGUCUCCAGUAACUUAAUAACCAAUAGAAAAUUAAUUGAAGUUCAUUUCAACACCAACCAAACGACGAUUAUGCCAGCGCACUCCGGAGUCUCCAAACUUCGUUUCAAUCCAUCACUUAAUUUUUGUGUCCUAGUGGACGAUUCGCAAUGGAUGACGGAAAUUUUCGAUCGCAUCAAAACCGUAAUAGCGGAAAACCGAUCCGUUCUUGUCUUUUUUCAACACCAGAGUUAUCUCAAUAGUUUUCACGACAAAUAUUCUAGUCAAUUGAGUAAUAUAAACUUGUUGACAGAUGAAACUGGAGCGGAACUUAGACAACGAUACAUUGAAGAAGCGGGAAUAGUUAAAACUAUUACAUUAAUAAGCGGCGGAAUGGCACGAAAAUUCGACUACAAGUCCAGUGACCCGGUCGAACAGCACGGAGGCCUGCAUGUCACUCAGACAUUUUUCUCGCUUGAUCCUUGCGAAGAAAUAUUGAUCAAGGGAAGAACGGCCCGCAUGGUUAACCAGGGCAGCUUUGAGUUGAUAGUUUGCCGGGAUUAUCUGCCUAAAAAUUUACAUCCGGAUGAUGCGACUUAUGCGAGUUUACAUUCGGGUUAAUAAAAUCAGUUUUAGGUGGUAUGGACAGAAGUUCGUUGGAUGACAACAAGCGGCUUCGGUAUUGUCUACUGGAUUACGUUCAUUUUCCUGUUCCACCACUAAGCCUUCAUUUAAAGUACAUGGGGGAUAUCUUCUUCCACAUGGAACUCAGUAUUCAGCAUGAUCCGGAUAUGAUAGAAAUGCUUCAUGUUUUUCAUGACCGUUUGAAGACACAAAUUACGAGUUUUCUGGCAAAAGGAGAUUGUCUCAAGAUUGACAAACAUAUUUUAGAAAGACAGAUUGCCAUAAUUAUUUAUGAUUGCUACGGUUGCUCAAUCAAUCCAAGCAGAUUUCUAAAUACAGUAAACACGUUCAGCAUAUAUUGGAAACAUAGGGUAGAUACUAUAUUUGCACUUCCUGCCAGAAUAUGUCUUCCGGAGAUGGAAUCACUGAAAAAGGUUUUGCUGGAAAUUAUUUCGAUUGCAUUGUUUAAAACAGUCCCCGCAAAAUUAUUGGCAACCUUUUUAAACUCAUAUUGUGAGAUGUUGAAAGGAUUAUCUGAAGUCCAAUUCGAUUGGUUUGUCAAAGCUGUUCCCGGCGUCAAUAUGACUAAGCUAGAAGAUUCACAAGUGAUUGAACUAAUCGAUAACGAAUUGGCCGAAACAGAGCAUAAAACUUAUCGGGUCGUUGCGGUGGAAGAGUUUGCCAGAACAGCAUCAGGACGUACAAAACAUUACGUUAUCGAAAUUUUACUAACCAUGUUGUCAUAUAUUAAAAGCCAGUUAUCGCAAUUCCAGUGGAAAUCAGGUACUCGACUGUCCCCAACGGAUAAAAUUCGUUCCACUACAAUACUUCUUGAUGACGUAAGGAACUCCUUUCGGUAUCUCAAGGAACAACCUAAUUUUGAAUCCUUUGAAUUGUUUUCGGAUGAAUUUAUCAUACCUUUGAUAAAUGCCAAACGUGGCGACAUCUAUAGAGUACGUCUCGAAAGUGUUGACCAAGAGUACCUUGAUCAAAAUAAACGUUGUAUUGCUGUCAAGGUAUUAACAGAAUCUUACCCUGAGGACUGACUUAAGCGAUGGGGAGUAAAGAAAGCAGGUUUUGGGACCCAACACCAAGCAGUUUCCAGAGGAACAACUAGUGACAAAACUAAAAUAGGUUUAUCUCGACGGUAAAUUAACUUAUUUGAAAUUUGUUUAAUGCAAUAUCAAGAGUGUAAGUGAUAC
Messenger RNA from Wyeomyia smithii (pitcher-plant mosquito), 5491 nucleotides. RefSeq lists its product as uncharacterized. Gene Ontology annotation, cellular component: membrane. Gene Ontology annotation, molecular function: ATP binding; ABC-type protein transporter activity. The coding region runs from base 141 to 4286 and encodes 1381 amino acids. Gene Ontology annotation, biological process: protein import; protein targeting. The transcript has 5 exons. The record is from RefSeq and is a predicted model, not a curated record. NCBI's taxonomy places the organism in Eukaryota, Metazoa, Arthropoda, Insecta, Diptera, Culicidae.